CAUUUCCGACGCUUAGUCUUGUAACUGAAGUGCCCGUCGCGAUAUCAGCGCGCGGCAUUGUCUGGUCUGUGGUUUGUGUUUGUGAAGUGGGGAGAGCUCAAAAGCGUUAUUUAAUAAUAUUCACGUUAAAGGAGAAAGAAAGUGGUCGUCGCAGUUCGUGGUUAGUAGACGGAUCGUGAUCGUGAUAAUCAACUAUUUAAGCGGACGAAAGAGUGUGAUUGCAUGUGCGCGCAUGUGUUUUAUGUGGAGUGUGGUUACAACGUGAGACGACAACAAUGUGCUCGUUGCAUAGACUGGCUUAACAAUUUUUUUUUCAAAUAUAAAAUUUUUCAACAAAAAUUUAAAUUCUAAAUUUCAACUCAACAAAAUUUCGUCCUGUUAACGAAAAUCUUACCACCAUCCCGAGCAAACAUAAUUUUCCUUUGGCAUAUUUUUUCAUAUUUGGCGUGUCUCCUUUCCUUGCACUCUCACUCUCUCUCUCAUUCCCACAAAAAGCCCAAAGUAAACUCAAUUUAGGCACACCACAAAAAUGAUUAAAGACACACGAUGGAAUUCCCGGCUGAUAUUGCUGUUCGCUGCAACGGCAUUGCUCGUAAUUUCAACACCUCCAUCCGAUGCAUCAACUUUCGAUGUGAGAGGCAUGGUACCGGUUGCCGAUAGAAAUAUACGAACCGGAAAUAAAAUGCUCAUUGAAAGGGAAAUAACUGCAAAGGAUAAACAUGAGGAGAACAUGCGAGAACAGGGACGACAGGGCGACGAUACUACAGCGACCGAAGAUGAUGGUGUUCUGGAUGUGAACGAGUUACCGGUCCGCUAUGAUGAGGCCCAGUUAUGGCGUAUCUAUAAUAUAUCCGAAUCGAUGAGUCGUCGUCGCAAUAUGAUGCCAUUGGCAGAUAUUCUGGAGAGCAAAUAUGGUGGCACCGUAUGGAAGGAAAACUCAAAAUUCUUAGAUGUCUCCAUAGAGAAGAAUCACAUUAAGGCAGCUCGUGCAUUUUUGGAAAAUCAAAAUCUUAUGUCAGAAGUAUUGAAUAGUAAUAUCCAGGAGUUGAUUGACCAAGAAUCUGCCAUUGGUGUUAAUAUGACACAGAGUGAAAUGGGCCAACGGACAAAAAAAUCCGCUCGCAGUGGCAUUCACUGGAAGGACUAUCAUGAUUUGGAUACCAUUUAUGCAUUCAUGCGUGAAAUACGUGGAAAGUUUCCCAAUAUUUGUCGUCUCUAUACAAUUGGCAAGACAGCCGAAGGCAGAGAUUUGAAGGUUUUGAGAAUAUCUGAAAAUCCCAAAGAAUACAAGAAAAUAUGGAUUGAUGGUGGCAUUCAUGCCCGCGAAUGGAUUAGCCCGGCCACUGUGACAUUUAUUCUCUAUCAGCUGAUGUCCAAAUGGCAGGAUCAUCCAGAAUAUAUACGCCAAAAGACUUGGUAUGUCAUGCCCGUUAUGAAUCCCGAUGGUUAUGUCUAUAGCCGUAAAGUGAAUCGGUUGUGGCGUAAAAAUCGUGCCCCCGCAAAACGUUCCCAAUGUUUGGGUGUGGAUUUGAAUCGUAACUUUGAUAUUGGCUGGAGUGGUUAUGGCUCGUCGACAAAUCCCUGCAGUGACACGUAUCGCGGUGAAUCUCCCAAUUCUGAGUUGGAAACCGAUGCUGUUGUCAAAUUUUUGAGUAAACGAAAAUAUAAUUUGGAAUCAUAUCUGACAUUCCAUAGCUAUGGUCAAAUGGUUGUCUAUCCAUGGGCCUAUAAAGCGGUAAAGGUGAAAGAUGCAGGCGUCUUGCAGCGUGUUGCCAAUACGGCGGUGCAAAGGAUUGAAAAGAAAACUGGACAAAUUUAUCGUGCCUCGGUGACACAUGAGGUGUUGGGUAUUGCCGGUGGUGGUUCGGAUGAUUGGAGUCGUGCUGCGCUGGGUACCAAAUAUGUUUACACCAUUGAAUUGAGAGAUCGCGGACAAUUUGGUUUUGUGUUACCACCUUCACAGAUUUUGGAGACGGCCAUUGAAGGUUACACCGUUGUGGACACUGUGGCCCAGGCUAUUCAAUAAUGAUUUAUGUUCUAACUAUAACUAUAGAAUAAAUAUAUUUAUAUAAAACAUUACAUUUAAUUAAAUGCCAGUGUACUUUUAAAAACCACCUCCCCAUCGUUUAGCUCCUGUCCUGCAGGGCGAUAAAUACAAUUUUGCGUUUCAGCAAAAGAAAAGGAAAUAAAAACC
Musca domestica (house fly) is the source of this 2194-nucleotide messenger RNA. RefSeq names its product carboxypeptidase B. Gene Ontology annotation, biological process: proteolysis. The record is from RefSeq and is a predicted model, not a curated record. Gene Ontology annotation, molecular function: zinc ion binding; metallocarboxypeptidase activity. NCBI's taxonomy places the organism in Eukaryota, Metazoa, Arthropoda, Insecta, Diptera, Muscidae. The transcript is spliced from 5 exons. Bases 530 to 2026 code for a protein of 498 amino acids.